Molecule: messenger RNA, 1479 nt
Organism: Pimephales promelas (fathead minnow)
Lineage: Eukaryota; Metazoa; Chordata; Actinopteri; Cypriniformes; Leuciscidae
Gene: itm2bb
Product: integral membrane protein 2Bb
Biological process (GO): negative regulation of amyloid precursor protein biosynthetic process
Cellular component (GO): plasma membrane; extracellular exosome; Golgi apparatus
Molecular function (GO): amyloid-beta binding
Source: RefSeq, a predicted model, not a curated record
AAACAUUGCUGCUGAUCAGGAAACUAAACGCUCUCUGAGUUUUGUCUCACUUCUCUUUCGCUUUCACGGAAAUAACAACUUACAGAGACUCUUCACUAUGGUUAAAGUUUCUUUUAACAAGGCUCUUGCCCUAAAGGAUCCGAAGAAGGAAAGCCUCAUUCCUGAUGUGCAGGAUGCUGAAGCAGCGGUGUGGGUGCGUCAACAGUCUAAGGUGUGGUGCUGGUGCUUCUGUCUGGGAUUGGCUCUCAUGCUCUCUGGCUUAGUGGUGGGAGGAGCCUACCUGUAUAGAUACUACGUGGUCGAGGAGGAUGAGGUGUUUGCCUAUGGGAUGAAGUACUUGGAUGAAGAGUAUGAGUUUGAUGAGGAGGUGGAAGUGGAGGUGGAGGUGGGAAUGCCGCUGAGGCAGAUUGAAGAGAAUGUGAGAUUUUUCGAAGACGAUGAGGUGGAGCUCAUCCAAGUGCCAGUACCUGAGUUCAAGGACAGCGAUCCAGCUGACAUCCUGCACGACUUCAAAAUGAGGCUGACUGCUUAUCUCGACCUGAAUCUGAACAAAUGCUACAUCAUCGCCCUGAACACCUCUGUUGUCAUGCCACCCAGACAUUUCCAUGAGUUCCUGGUCAACAUCAAGGCAGGAAUGUAUCUUCCUCAAUCGUACCUGGUGCAUGAACAGAUGAUGGUGACAGAGAAGCUGGACAGCGUCAGUGAUCUGGGCUAUUACAUCUAUAACCUGUGCAAUGACAAAGACACGUACAGACUACAGCGCAGAGACACCAUACUGGGUAUGCAGAAGCGUGAGGCUCUAAACUGCCACAAGAUCCGCCAUUUUGAAAACAAGUUUGUGGUGGAGACUUUGAUCUGCGAGCCCUGAAGAACGAGAAUCAUACAUGGGUGUCUCUGACAAAGCAGCAGAUCUUCCACACUUUCUUUAAUUCAGUGUAGCUGUUUGUUCUUCAGCUUUUCGAGGCCUUUUUUUUUUACAUCUAAAAUGUGAACUUGUCUUUUCUGCACCAAGAGUUUUUUUUUUUUUUGUCAUUUGUGUUAUUUUAGGAAUAUUAAACUUAAUAAAGAGUCAAUAUGUGCACAAGAACAAAAAGGAUUAACAAUAGCAAUUUUAGCGUAGAAAUCUAAUCAGCAUGUCAUUAUUACCCAAAAUGCCAUUAUUAUUGCCAUUAUUUUGUCUCAAGAAGCUAGUAAUACAUAAAAUAAAGGCCUGGUUUCUGGUUUAAUUUAACCCCAGUUUGUGGAACCAAGCCAUAAUGUCACAAUAAUGAGGUUUAAGAAAUAUUUUGUUUUAAAUGGGAUCAAUAACCAUACAUACAAAGCACUUUCAGUUACAUAAAUUAAUAUAUCACUUAGACAUGCUUAAUUUACCACAAACCUGAAAUUAGUUUUUGUUCUUUGCUUAUUUGUGUAUAAGCUGUCUUUAAACAAGAUCCUAAACUUUACAAUUUUCUGUCUUUAAUCAUAAGCUCAUGAACU